Molecule: messenger RNA, 531 nt
Organism: Pollicipes pollicipes
Lineage: Eukaryota; Metazoa; Arthropoda; Thecostraca; Pollicipedomorpha; Pollicipedidae
Product: WD repeat-containing protein 47-like
Exons: 5
Coding region: 1-531 (176 amino acids)
Molecular function (GO): protein binding
Source: RefSeq, a predicted model, not a curated record
AUGCCCCAGGGCUUGGCCGACAGUCGCCGCCACUUGGCGCUGUCGAAGAUCGCGCGCCACGAGCACCGCCACCGGCAGCUGCUGUGGCCGCACUCUGCCUCGGCGCCCCUACCGCUCUGCGCCUGGCGGCCCGGCUGGCACCUGUGCCGCCCGCCUCGACACGGCGGCUGGACAGAGUGCUCGCACCCCGCGAGGAGCAGCUCGGUGGAGAGGCCGCGGUUCGUACCUGUGACGUCACUGGAGGACGUGCAGGCCGUGCGCUGCGCUGAGUUCCACCCGUUCGGCAAGCUAUAUGCUGUGGGAUCCAACUCCAAAACGCUCCGCAUCUGCGCUUACCCGAAGCUGGUGGACCUCAGGGAUGACCAGGUGACUUACCAGCCGACGGUACUCCUGAAGCGGACCAAGCACCACAAGGGCUCCAUCUACUGCAUGGCCUGGAGCCCGGUGGGCGACCUGAUUGCCACCGGCAGCAACGACAAAACCAUCAAGCUGAUGCGCUUCGAUGCCGACUCAUGCUCCGUGGAAGUGUAA